AGUUGAUAAAGGCCACAACAACAACAAAAAAAAGAGUGAGAGGCUGAGAGAGAUAUAUUCAUCCCAUAUUUUUCUCACACCUGCACACACCACACACUUUAAAAAAAAAAUCAACAAUUUUUCAAAAAUUUGCAGUUUUACUUAAUCUUUUUACUUCCCCCCUUUCUGUAAUCAUCCCGCUUCUUUGAUCCCUUUCUGUAAACCAUCUGUGUUUUUUCAAGAAGGUUUUCUGACUUUUGAGUUUGUAUUUUUGAAUAUUUGAGGAAAAAUAUGCAAACUUUUAAUUAAGAGAAAAAAAAUUUCUUUAAAGCCAGGUGUUUUCAGAAUCGAGAUCUAGAUAAUUGACUCAGUAUAGUUUCACUUUUUUUUUUUUUUUUUUUUUGCAAAAUCAGCUUGUAGGGCUUUAUUAGUAGUCCCUCAAAGUUUGAUUUUUUCUUUCACAGGAGAAAAAAAGGGGUUGUUAUUUGAAGACCUCUUUUGUUAUCCUCUUUCUUUGUUUAUAACAAAAAUCACUAACCUGUUUUCUUUUAUUUGACAAGAAACAGGUUGUUUUCUUUAACUAUUUAUUUUGUAUUUGUAUUUGUGUGACGGUAUUUUUAGGUAUGGCAGCAGCUAUGGAUUUUUGGAAUAGUACAUCUCUAGAUGUUCAGUACUCAUCAUCAGAACCUAUUAGUACUUCUGGUGGUGAAUUAAUGGAAGCACUUGAACCUUUUAUGAAAAGUGCUUCCACUUCCCCUUCUAAUAAUAGUAAUAAUAAUUAUCCUCCUCCUAUUUCCCCUUCUAAUAAUUUCCAAUCUUUUCCUUCUUUCCCCCCUCCAACUCCUAAUCCCACCAUUUCUUACCCCUACACUUCUUCUUUUUACCAAACACCCCCUCCUCAAUCUAAUACUUGCUCCACUUCAACCGGGUUUUCGGGUUACCCAAUGGACCAACCAGGUUCAACUUCAAUCGGGUUGAACCAAUUAACCCCAGAUCAAAUCCAACAAAUCCAAGCCCAAAUCAACUUCCAAAACCAACAACACCACCAGCAACAACAACAAAUGAUGUUCAUUAACACCCCACAAAACGCUUUCCUGUCUCCAAGGCCGGUUCCUAUGAAGCAAACCGGGUCACCCCCGAAACCCACUAAGCUCUACAGAGGUGUCAGACAACGCCACUGGGGAAAGUGGGUUGCGGAGAUCCGUUUGCCUAAGAACCGGACCCGGCUUUGGCUUGGCACAUUCGAUACUGCUGAAGAGGCUGCUUUGGCUUACGAUAAAGCUGCUUACAUGCUACGUGGCGAUUUCGCUAGGCUUAACUUCCCUCAUUUAAGCCAUAAGGGUUCCCUUAUCGGUGGCGAUUUCGGAGAGUAUAACCCUUUGCAUUCCUCUGUUGAUGCUAAGUUGAAGGACAUUUGCCUCAGCUUGGCGCAAGGGAAGAGCAUCGACUCUAAGAAGAAGAAAACCAAAGGGUCUUCGGGUCGGGUCGGGUCGGAGGUAGCGGUGAAGAUGGAGGAAGAGGAGAGUAAAGUGGUGGAAGGCGGAUCCGAGAGUGACGGGUCGGGUGGAUCAUCGCCGGUGACUGAGUUGACUUUUCUGGAAUUUACUGAGGAAGAGUCAACAUGGGACAUGUCGGAGAAUUUCUUGUUGCAGAAGUAUCCAUCUCAUGAGAUUGAUUGGGCAGCUUUAUAAAAGGAAAAAAAAAAUUAGCAAUUAUGUUUAGGUCUAAGAGUCUUCUUAUGUAUUUUUUUUUUUUUUUUUUGUAAUUUUGCUUUGUUUACAAUUGUUAAUGGUGUAUUACGUAGGUCUUCUUAUUAGGUCAGGGGAUAGUCACUGCAAUGGAAUUUUUGGCAAUUGCAGGGCUUGUUUUGAUUUUAGUAGUUGGUCCUGUUAUUAACAUGGGUCCUUUUGAGUUUUCGUAUUUUAGGUUAAAAUCCCAACUGGUUAGCUGGUAUUUUUUGUCUUGGCUAGGCCAGUGGAUUUGAUGCUCUGUAAUGUUAUGGUUGUACUCUUUUGUUAGUAGUAUCAAUAUUUCUCUAGUUGUAA
Messenger RNA from Lycium barbarum (goji berry), 2024 nucleotides. RefSeq names its product ethylene-responsive transcription factor RAP2-4-like. The coding region runs from base 603 to 1670 and encodes 355 amino acids. The record is from RefSeq and is a predicted model, not a curated record. Lineage: Eukaryota; Viridiplantae; Streptophyta; Magnoliopsida; Solanales; Solanaceae. Gene Ontology annotation, molecular function: DNA binding; DNA-binding transcription factor activity. The transcript has a single exon. Gene Ontology annotation, biological process: regulation of DNA-templated transcription.